AUGAUGGUUUCCGUUGAUGUGAACUCACUGUUUACAUCGGUAGAUAUGGACACCGCCAAGAUGACUCUCGCCAAACUGCUGGACGGAUAUGACAAACCAAAUGGAUCGCUGGAAAAAGAAGACCUCUGCGAAUCGCUCAGCCUGUGCCUGACCACAUAUUUUGAACUCAACGGCGACUACUACAAACAGGUACGAGGAACACCGAUGGGAUCUCGGAUUUCUGGAUUUAUUGCAGAAGUUGUAAUGCAAGAACUAGAGCAAAUUGUACUUCCGGACAUAAACCCCAAGAUAUGGAUCUGUUAUGUAGACGACACUUUUGUCAUUCUCAAAAGGAGUGAAUUUGAACCAACAAACGCAAUCAGUGGACUCCUCGGUGGCACACUGGAAGCAGAGCAAGCGCAAGAACUGUUCAGCUUACUCGAAAUCAACGCAGACUCUAAGGCAUUAACGGUCGAUGAAUUCUGUGUCCUUUGCGCACUGGCAGAAAGGUUUUACUACCGGAAGAAUCUACGAUCCCUAACAGAAGAGACGCAACAAAUGCAGCGCGGAAUUCUGGAGGCUGCAGACUUCCACCGACUUUCAAUAAGGCUGCACGGAAUCAACAUCUUACCGUCGCUGUCACGGUUCCUCGAUCGACUGGUUGAAGCAGGUACUGGAAGUUGA
This is a messenger RNA of Opisthorchis viverrini, 663 nucleotides long. RefSeq lists its product as hypothetical. The transcript has 3 exons. NCBI's taxonomy places the organism in Eukaryota, Metazoa, Platyhelminthes, Trematoda, Opisthorchiida, Opisthorchiidae. The record is from RefSeq and is a predicted model, not a curated record. Bases 1 to 663 code for a protein of 220 amino acids.